CGCCCCGAAUGCAAAUAUCUGCAACCAUGGGGGUCGUGGGCCGGAUGGAUAUGCUCGUCUGGGGCUGAUACGGCAAACUGUUGAUGUUGCGUGUUUACCUUCACACUAGGAAGUUGGCCAAGACUUCAGACAAUUUAACCAUGUUUGUUACAUCAGUGAAAUCCGGGUUCUGUGGUGUUUCCGGGAAAGGAGCUAUACAUAACUAGGGUGACCCUGACCUUCGCACUUCCUGGAUCAUGGAUCGCCAAGCAGAACUCAGUGCAACAAUGAAAGACACGUGUGCAGCGACUAUAGAAACACCCAGUCGUCUGCUUAUCUUCUACCAACCAACCCUCAGCACCAGUAUCUCCGCUUAUCUCCCUUCUUACGUCAUCAGACGACUUGUUGGAGAGAAGGUGACAAUAGGUCGAAGCUCGAGUGCAGACGUUAGGUUGAAUGACGAGCGUAUGUCAAGAAUGUACGCUGAGAUAUGGAACGAUGGUAGAGAUCCGUUUGUCUUCAAAAUCCGCAAUAUCAGCGAGAGGAAGAUGGUGAUAGUCGACAGCAAAGUACUGAAUAAAGAUGACCAAGCCUCUUUCAAAGACAACUGCACCCUUAAACUUGAUUUUGUAGAACUUCUUCUAAAAGUGUGCCCUGGUGACGCUAUUGCGGCGACCUACGAAGUCAGCGUUAUCAAGAACGCUGUCGUCGGCAGGGGCCCUCCUUGUGACCUCGGGUCUUCCCACGGAGACACCUUCCGAUCAACCUCCCUCCUGCGUUGUCUCAUGCCCCACACAGACACCGAGGGGUGUCCUGCGUCUGGGAAGGAUUAUACAAGUUCACGCCAAUCCCUUCCCCCCGAACCUCUUAGUAAGUGUUCAAGAAAUGACCUUGACUCUGGUUGUGUCUUUGAUACAAGUGGAAAGUACCGCCCAAACAUUCCAGCCAAUCAACAUCCAGCAUCCACACCACGGUGCCACACCUGCCUAAGAGCGGGUCCUGAUAGAAGGCGAUCAUCUCCUUGCGAAAAUAGUGACGUCAUCAACGAUGGAACAACAGACGACAAUAAUGCGUUUUGAUAUCUGUGUGAUGCUGUCAAUGCGAUGUAGGCUAUAUCAUUAUGUAAAGUCAAAUGGUCAUACUCAAUAGGUAAUCUCGGAUUGUAUCAAGCGUCCAAGAGUGAGUGAGUGAGUGAGUGAGUGAGUGAGAGGGGUUUUACGCCGCUUUUAGCAAUAUUCCAGCAAUAUAACGGCGGGGGACACCAGAAAUGGGCUUCACACAUUGUACCAAUGUCGGGAAUCGAACCCGGGUCUUCGGCGUGACGAGCGAACGCUUUAACCACUUGGCUACCCGACCGCCCACUAAGCGUCCAAGAGACGACAUCCUGGAUGACUUCUAAUGUGAACAGGAUUGUUUCCCUCCCCGCUGGUAUUAAUACCGUAGCCAGAUCAUACCAUGAUGGACCUCAGCUUGUGAUCUCACAGAACACUGGAUAAAGUCUCAACGAUUUCAUAAUUUUAGUAAAUUGUUAUUUGUGAAACAUGUAUGCAUUAUCGAGUAAUUGACAAAUAAAUUGGCUCAAUUUCCAAA
Messenger RNA from Haliotis rufescens (red abalone), 1569 nucleotides. RefSeq lists its product as uncharacterized. Gene Ontology annotation, molecular function: protein binding. The record is from RefSeq and is a predicted model, not a curated record. Lineage: Eukaryota; Metazoa; Mollusca; Gastropoda; Lepetellida; Haliotidae. The coding region runs from base 237 to 1058 and encodes 273 amino acids. The transcript is spliced from 3 exons.